This is a messenger RNA of Malassezia restricta, 1053 nucleotides long. RefSeq names its product TBC1 domain family member 20. Gene Ontology annotation, molecular function: GTPase activator activity. The transcript has a single exon. Bases 1 to 1053 code for a protein of 350 amino acids. The record is from RefSeq and is a predicted model, not a curated record. Gene Ontology annotation, biological process: endoplasmic reticulum to Golgi vesicle-mediated transport; positive regulation of GTPase activity. NCBI's taxonomy places the organism in Eukaryota, Fungi, Basidiomycota, Malasseziomycetes, Malasseziales, Malasseziaceae. Gene Ontology annotation, cellular component: endoplasmic reticulum membrane.
AUGUCGGCAUGGCACGAGGCGGGGCGGAGCGCUUUGCCACCGCCGCGGCCUGUCGCGCAGCAUGCCGACGAGAGCCAAGUCGCGCUCGAUGUGAGGCGCAGCUUUCAUGCUUGGGACGCCGCGCUCGUCGGUGAUGUGCACCUGCGGCAAGCGCAGCUCUCCGACCUGCUCUGCGGCACGCUGCGCGCCUAUCCGUAUCUGCACUAUUACCAGGGCCUGCACGAUAUCGUCGCUGUCAUCCUGCUGACAAUGUGCCCCACACCCACAUGGCCGAGCGAUGCCGUGCGCGAGCGCGUCCAAACGGUCGUGCACUACGUGUGCCUCAUGCUCGUGCGCGACGACAUGACGACCGACCUGUUGCCUGCUAUGGCCCAGAUGAAACUCGUGCUGCAUAUCGUGCGCGCGGCCGAUGCACCGUAUGCCUACGCGUUAGAACGCACGUUCGGAUCGAGCCACAUCGUCGUCGUCCUGCCCUGGCUCCUCACGCUCCUGACGCACGACGCGCCAUCGCUGGCGGUGGCACAGCACGUCGUCACCUUUGUGCUGGAGCAUGGGCCAGCCAGCAUGCUGUACGUGUGCGCCGCUCUCGUGCUCGCGCAAAAAGAGGGGGCGCUACAUGUGGUGGACGAUAUGCCGCUCCUUCACCAGCACCUGGCGCAGGCGCCGCGCACCCAGAUGACGAGCGGCGCGCAGCCGAUCCUCACAGCCGCCGCCUCGCUCAUGCAGACGUACUCGCUCGAGUGCCCGGUCGUGUGCGCUCACCGCGUCCUGAGCCGGGACAGCGUGCUGUUCACAUGGCCUCGCACCGAUGUGGAUGUGGCGCACAUCCUCUCGCUGCCCACGUCGCACCUCGUGCUCGAUGCCGCCCCGACGCCGCGCGAACACCCACGCGUGGCCGUUGCGCCGCGCUUGCGUCCUCUGCGCCGCGUGCUGCGCCUUUGGCGCGGGCCGCCGACGCUGUGGGUCUCGUCCCUCUCGCUCCUGCUGGGCGGCAGCGUCCUGAGCCUCCUGCUGGCCAUGCACGUGGCCUCCGCCCCCUACGCACGGACAUAG